Dimorphilus gyrociliatus is the source of this 4868-nucleotide messenger RNA. Lineage: Eukaryota; Metazoa; Annelida; Polychaeta; Dinophilidae. The record is from the annotation of a GenBank genome assembly.
GCGGAAACGGAAAUACCUAUCAACCAGUCUUCGUUAUUGUAGUUUUCCCAGAGAAAUUAAAGUUUUAUUGAAUAUUUUAGUUACAACACACUUAUUAUAUGUCGAGGAUCUAACAAAAAAGGCGUAAACUAUUCACGCCUGCUUACGAAUAUUGUUCUAGGAACUGUUAUUAUCGCCCAUCAAAACAAAAAUGUAUCACGGUUGGUCAUCCGUAAAUCGUUCACUUCAAAAUAAGGAUGCCAGAGAGAAGAGCGUGUUAAACCAUUUUAAAGGCGAUACAGGAUUAAAGAUGGUAUGCGAUUUAGUAUCAGAAUCUGGUAAUUCGGACCUCGAUGGACUCAGUGAUGAACAACAUUUUAAUUGGAUCGCCCAAGUUCUUCUCUACGGUGUAAAGAUGCCGCUGAAGAAUGGAAUAGAAAAAGAGACAGUUCAUAAAUGCGUGGAAGUAUAUAUGGAUUGGUUAAGAAGGAUAAGUUUAGAUCGUGCUUACGAAUCAGCCACAAAUUUAAAACAUUUUUUAGCCGAGGAUCCGAAUAUUUAUUGUCAAAUGAUACUCAAACAUCUUUUUCACGUUUUUGUCUCUCAUCCUCAAGAAAAUCCAACGGAUAGGCAAGAAAUUUGUCGUUACGUUGUUGAAAACGUUGAAAAGUUGUUAGGAAAAUGGAAUAAUCUGAUUUUAAAUAGAGCUACUCACGAAAGUAUUUUACAAUUCUUUUUAUCGGCUGCGAACGUUCUUUUAGCACCACCGGCUAUACCAGGAGAAAUUACCCUGGGUACUCUUUUAAGAGAAACUAUUACCGGAGCGUUAUUCAGAAGCUGGGCAAUAAUUUGUAGCCGACAUUUUCCAACGCCUCCUUAUUGGAAGACAUUCAGGGAAUUAUGCGCCACUUGGCGGCACCACGAAGUGUUAAUAAGAGAAUGGGAUAAGAUUAAUGUUGCCUUAUUAACUAAGUUACUACCUGUUAUGUUUGGUAACGAUUUCCCCCUAUUAAACGUUGAUCAGGAAAAGAAUGAAUAUUUAAAAUGGCACCUGUUGGACACAAUGAGCGAUGAAUGUAUAAAACAAUGCUUCUUUCGUUUUCUCCAUAUCUUAUCAAAUCCUGUUGAUUUGAGUAGACCGGAAAUUAUUGGGAAAACUCCAGAAAUGAACGCCUAUUUUAAUAACGUUUUUGCCGAAUCUGCCUUUCAACACGUGGAUUCGUCGAAGGAAAAGAACUGUUUAGACGAAUUACCUAAUAUUUAUCAUCUGGCAAUAAGUUCUAUAGCCAGACUACUAGACGCCUUUCUGGGCAUUUCGGCAAUAAAUAAAGAUUCGGAUAAUGAAUCUAAUGUAUCUAUUGGAAUUCCUACUGCUAAAACUCCACCGUUAUCGAAGAAGAAAUCACCGGGAAUUGUUCAAUUGGAUAAAGAUAAAAGUUCAAAAUCAAAACUAAAAGGUUCAACAACCAAUAAAUCGUCUCCAAUUACCCAAAGUUCUACUUCUACUUUUUUAAAUAUUAGUCUGGAAAAUAAAACUUCAUUAACACCUAAACGAGCAACGGUAAACAGUAUCAUGAAUCUACUAGGGGCGUGGCUAAUUGAAGCGGCUACAACUGGUGUUAAAAUAUACGGAGCUGGUAAUGUUACUGCUACUCGCCAUCCGUCGCUUCCGCAUCGGCUACGACAUGCUUCUGUAUCUUCGUGUGAUACUGCAGAUGGAGAAUCCGAGGCGGAAACAACCAUUUCUGGAUACGAAGCCGGUCGAGCCGAAGCUUGUGGAGCCCUCUGCCGUUUAUUUUGCUCCGCUAGAACGGGAGAGAAAAUCUUAGAAGAGUAUUUGGCUAGGUUCUAUAUAUCGUUAUACUAUGGUUUAUAUGUAGAAGAUAAGCAUAAACCAAUCGAACCUGGCCAGAGUCAGGUUAUUGCGUCAAUAAUAUUUAAUUCGCCGAAUCUCUUUCAAGUCGAUUUACAAGGAGUAUCUGUCCUCUUGCCUCAUAUUCUAUCUUCAAUGGAGUUAAUUUUAUCUAAUCAAAGACCAGUUAUAAGUGGUUACGAACACAUGCCUUUGAAUGCUUUAAGGAAAGCUUCAAUCAAUCUAUUAAUAUCAAUUCUGUGUUAUCCGCUACAUUUUAGAGAUUUACAAAUUAAAGAUAUAUUCGAUAGAAAAUCAGACAAAACUGUCACUUUUCUUUCGCUGAAGAAACGUAUGAUUGUCCUUUUAUUAAAGGCAAUUGAUAAAGAAACAUAUUCAUCUAAUAAUCAUUUAUUAUUAGCUGCCCUAGUUCUAUUCGUUCAAGACUUGGCUUUAGCCGAAGAGACUGAUGGUAUAGAAGCCUUAAAAUGUAAAGCUGAGAGUACUUCUUCUCUUUGGGAAGAAAGCGAUAGUUUUCAACAGUCUGCAGGAAGAAGCAGUUCGGCUGGUACUCCUGUUGACCUUGCUUAUAACAAGCGGGAAUCUUUCGAUGAUUCAGCCCAAGGAGUUUUCACAGAAAUCUGCACUUUGGUAUCAAAUCGCUUAAUACAGUCUUGGAAUACUGAUCUUGAAGUAUCAAUGGCAGCCAUAGAAGUUCUGUCCUCACUUUCGUCUGUAAGAUUAACUCAUGCAGACGAACAAUUGAAAGCCAUUUGUAAAAAAACAACAUUGCAAAUUUGCGAUUAUAUUCAAAAACAAUGUACAAGACCUACAAAAGAUCAUCAAAAGAGUUUACAUUCUGUUAUUGUUGCGGCUUUUCAUUGUCUAUCUGAUUGGGCAACCGAACAUUCGUAUCUUUUAGCCGACAAAGAAUGCUUACACGCCGUUAUGGAAACCGUUGAGUUGGGGGUUGCUGGAAAGAAAAGUGAUCAGGGAGAUAAGCUAGUCUUUAAAGAUGGGAAAGAUCUCUUCCCCGUUUCGAUGAGAGUAAAGGAUGCUGCAGAGGCUCUUCUUGCAUCUAUUAUGACUCACGUUGGCCAUUAUCCUCAGCCGACUGCGCCAGAGAGCGUCAGCAGCCUACUAGACGAAGCUAGUAUGCUAAGGUUAUGCAAUAAAGAAAAUUCUACACCUUUAAGAGAAUUCAAAUAUUUUGUGUUGGACGGAUGUGUACUAAUGUCGUUAUUGGAACAGCCUUUGGGUAAUGAUGAAGAACCCCUUCCAACACUAUCAGCGAUAUUUCGCGGAACUUAUGGUCGUUUUGCGUGGACUUUGCAACUGAGACACGUUCCUAAAAAUAAAGAGAAUUUCCCAUAUUCUCCCUCUGGCCAACAAGUGGAUAGACCACAACCUGUUGAAUCUAAAGAGGUCGAGGAGAAAAUUGCCGAUAAAUAUUUCCCUGACAGCGUUAACAACGUACCAUUAGUUGAAGCAGAUAAGAGUGUACCACCUUUGGAAAGUACUUUGCAAGAAGUUUCCAUCCAAUUACAUGAGGUUGAGAGGCAUAUCAAAGAACAGGAAAUACUUGAGAAGAAAAUUGGCAAAACCGAGGAGAAGCUUAGAAAAGAAAGACCUUUUCCAGAUUCUGAAAUAGCUUUUUCUCCUCCAGAAAUCAGAGAAGAGUUUCAGACUGUCAGAUUAUUUUUAUCUCAUUUUGGUUUCUUAACUCUUUCUCCUGAUAAAAAUAAAUCUACCGCAACUCCAUCAUUGGUAAAAUUAAACUCUAAUCAACCAGGAUUCGCAGAAGCCUUAGAAUCUUUAGAUAAGCUACCAACAAGGUCAACUGACACUCUACAUGUUUUUUAUCUGAAAAGCGGACAGAGGAGAGCUUCAGAUAUCCUUGGAAAUGUUGGUUCAUCUACAGAAACCGAUGGUGUAUUUUUGGAGCUGCUCCACAGUCUUGGUUGGCCGGUCAGUGUGAAAUCUCACGCUGGUUGGACAGGACAUUUGUCUACCUCAUUCCGAGUAGAACCAGAGAAGGAAUCAAAUAUAGCGGACAACAUAGCAAAAAAAACUGGAGCAUCUGAAUACGACGGAAGGAAUAAAGUUCUAUAUUGGGCAAAUUCAAGCAGCGAAUUAGCAAUAGUUGUACCUUCUAAGAGAACUUUUCAACCGUGCCCAUUUAGACAUAGCGCAGUUGAAUACUUUAAUUCUCCUCCGCACAUUGAAACAUCCCUAAAGUCAAGUAAAACUAUGAGCGUAGAUCUGGAAAGUGGUGAACCUUCUUUGAAAAGGGCUAACUUAAAACAACCUCAAAGUGAUAAUCUACGUAUUUUCUUAGUCUGGACAGAGUGCCUCGAAGAUUGUGAUUAUUUCCCGGCGGCAGAUUUUAUUCAAACAACUAAAACUGGCUUAGAACCGACGUCUGGUGGAAGUAUGAAAGCAACAUCCGCCUCAGAUGUCUACGCAAAGCAAGUUGGAGAGACAGCCGUAUUUAUUAUUUUCGUUCAUCCCUUAACUUCCGGUUUAUUCCGGAUACACCUGUCAAACCCCAAUAGAGGUAAUGAAAAGUGGUUUGGAACACCUCUGGUUGAUGGCAUGGUUGUAAAUAGAAGAGUUUUGGGUGUGUUGAUAAGACAAACUGUUUUGAACGCCUGCAGGAAAAAGAGAAUUGAUUCUGAUUCAAAACAAUAUUCAGCAGUAGCUAGAAAAUAUAAAUUAAAGGAUAUUCUAGAUAGAUUCCGAUGUUCAACAACAAAAGCGGAAUUAUAUACGUCUCUUUUUCAAGAUAGUCAAUAGAGGAAUACGCAAACAUUUCUCCAAGGAAUAUCUUCAUUACAAACAAUGAAAACAAUUCAGAUUCAUAUUUUUUUCGAGUGUUCAAUCGAAAUGCUUAUGAGAAAUCAAUUUUUGCAGUGAAUUUCGGUUUUUCCGAAAUAGUAGUGUUUAAGCAUAUAAUUGAGCAAUUAUUUUUUUUUUCAAUAAAUUUUUUCAUACGAGUAAACCAACUUUAGAAUGAGUUGGAAUUAUAUGGAAAAAA